Molecule: messenger RNA, 1751 nt
Organism: Rubroshorea leprosula
Lineage: Eukaryota; Viridiplantae; Streptophyta; Magnoliopsida; Malvales; Dipterocarpaceae
Source: the annotation of a GenBank genome assembly
CAAGCUAUCGGCCUUGCACUCUGAAGAUGGGUUCAGUGACUCUUGCUUCGUUCUUCACCAACGGCUACCGGAGUAUCCAGGUUCCGAUGGCCGUUCUUCGCACGUUAGCAUCGCCAAGAGCCUCUGCUCUCUAUAGGCCUCAUGGAAACAAGAAAGAGAGUGCUUUGGCUUGGUGUUGUUUGAGCUCCAACAGGAGAGAGUUUGCAUGUUUCUCCUCGAAACAGGGUGCUGCUGAAAUAGCAUCAGCUUCUUCUGUUAAUGGCUAUCCUGAAUAUCAUAGGUUGCUUCCAUGUCCAUCUGAGAAUGGGGCACCAAGGGUUGAACACCUGGUGGUUUCAGAAGGAGGGCCUGUUCUAGAAUAUCUUUGUAAAGCACUGGAUCUUCCUCCUCUGUUUGUUGCAGAUCUCAUCCAUUUUGGAGCAGUAUAUUAUGCCCUCGUUUGCCCACAGCCUCCACCAAGUGCCACUCUGGAGCAAAUUAAGAUAUUUAAAGAGGUUACUGCCCCAUCAGUACUAAGGAAGAGAGCUUCCAUCAAAGGGAAAACAAUAAGAGAAGCACAGAAGACUUUCCGCAUUACUCAUGUUGACCAGUUUGUUGAACCAGGAACAUACUUACGUGUUCAUGUACACCCCAAACGCUUCCCAAGGUGCUAUGAAAUUGACUGGAAAUCAAGAAUAAUAGCUGUGACAGACUCCUAUGUGGUUUUGGACAAACCUGCUGGUACAUCAGUCGGAGGAACUACAGAUAAUAUAGAAGAAAGUUGUGCAACAUUUGCUACUCGUGCUUUGGGAUUUUUAACACCAUUGAAGACUACUCACCAGAUUGAUAAUUGCUCAGAGGGCUGUGUUGUGUUAGCUAGGACUAAGGAGUAUUGCUCGAUUUUUCAUAAAAAAAUUAGAGAUAAAAAGGUGAAGAAGCUUUAUCUUGCUCUUGCUGCUGCUCCUUUACCAAUUGGUAUAAUUACACACUAUAUGCGUCCAAUUAAUAUGGCUCCAAGACUUGUAUCAGAAGAUUUUGUUAAGGGAUGGUACUUGUGUCAACUUGAGGUUAUGGAAUGCAAGGAGAUUCCUUGGCCCGAUUCUCUCCUUGAAGAAAAAUACUCUAUUGAAGACUUUGGGUGGCCAACAAAAAAUUUUGCUUAUGAGUGUAAAAUCAAUCUUUUGACUGGUCGGACUCAUCAGAUUCGUGCACAACUGGCUGCCUGUGGUGCACCAAUAGUGGGUGACUCUAUGUACAUGCCAGCUGCAAUUGCAGAGGUUACCAGGCCUGGGCUUAAUCCAUUUGGAAAACACAAGAAAAUAUAUAAUAGUGAGGAUGAUAAAGAAAUGGCUGUUACAGAAUGGGUUGCCAGGCAUGGGAAAGAGCCAAGUGUUGCCAUUGGUCUUCAAGCUUGUCAAAUUUCAUGGGAUGAUGGUGAACAUAUUUAUGAGGCUGGAUCUCCCUGGUGGAGAUCCAGUGCAGCCUAGGUUGGCUACUGGGAGAAUGAGGAUCAGAAGUAUCUCUCAAUACCUGACUUGAAGGUUAAUAGAAGCUUUGAGAGCAGCAAACAUGUGGACAAAUGAAAAGGGGAUAGCAAACCUGAUUCUGUCUGAACUCCUUUUGCUUUGCCCCAUAGAUGUGACAUGGAGAGAUGUGAUGGAAUCGGCAUUAUACAAUUUGCAACAAGAGGUGUAGCAUCACCUGCAGUCAGCUGAAUGCAUUAUAGCAAAUGAUUUGUAAAAUUUUGUUGGUAAGAAAACAUGCUUUUUCAU